Desarmillaria tabescens is the source of this 2379-nucleotide messenger RNA. RefSeq names its product copper amine oxidase. Gene Ontology annotation, biological process: amine metabolic process. The record is from RefSeq and is a predicted model, not a curated record. The transcript has 13 exons. Lineage: Eukaryota; Fungi; Basidiomycota; Agaricomycetes; Agaricales; Physalacriaceae. Gene Ontology annotation, cellular component: plasma membrane. Bases 1 to 2379 code for a protein of 792 amino acids. Gene Ontology annotation, molecular function: quinone binding; primary methylamine oxidase activity; copper ion binding.
AUGCCUAGCCAUCAACACUACGAGAGACUUAAGGAUCCCGAGUCAGACCUUAUCGAACCCGGUAAACGGCGCUGGCGCUUUGGUCUUGUGUCUCUUGUCGUUAUCGCCAUUGUUUCUCUUAUAUCUCUGCACAAUACAGACCUUUGGCGGUUCUUUGACGAGUCAGAGUUACCAUCAUCGUCGACCAUCGAGACUUCGGAGCCGACGGCUCUCAAGCAGUGUGCAUCUUCGCUUCCACCUCCAGUUGACCCCCCUGCUCCGCUCAAUGUCUGGGCAUCCUUAACUGUUGCUGAGACCACAGAGAUUCAACGAUGGCUGGAAGCCCCAGAGAGGGGACUUAAUCUAACGAGAGCCAGCAUAUCUACUUUCUCCGACAAUGUCAUUUUCAUGAUCGAGUUGUAUUAUCCUCCAAAGUCUGCAGCUCUGGAGUACUUGGCUUCUCCAGACGCGAUUUCUCCUCCCGACAAGUUUGCCAGAGUUACCAUUCAUCAUGGUGUGGAGCCGGUGAUUCGAGACUAUCUCGUUGGACCGCUUCCCGUUGGGCCUGACACAAGGAUGGAACCCCUCACUGAUAUCUAUCAUCGGGAGGAUAUACCGUUCCAUGCUGGCGGCUAUGCCAUUGGUUCCGAGCUUUCUCUUGUCGUUUCCCAAAUUGCGCCUGACUUUGGAGACGCGCUAUUCGAACUUUUUGGAGGCGUGGCUCGUGGUUAUGAAAACGACACCUUGAUUGUAGGGGCAUCGGCGCCGUUCAGCUUUGAUGGAAGCUUUCGCCGUUUAUGGCUCAAUUGGAAGCUCAACACUCCGGGUCCAUGGUUACACCCGGUCAACUUCUUCCAGUACGUAGACAUUAGCGGGACAGAUCCCUCUCUUUGGAAGGUUUUGAAGGUAGUCUAUAACCACCAAGUCUUCAAUUCGACGGAGUCCUUCAUGGAAGCUUUCCGGAACGGGACUCUGGUGCGCCUUCCUGAGCGACCUGAAAACAAGGACCUGUCAUGGACCACGAGGAAACGCGUAGGCAAACAACGCGAUCUCGAUCACCUUCCCGGACCUCGAUCGGUGUCCUUUGCUGGGUUGAGAUUCCGCGUCGACAAAGCGCGCCAGUACAUCACUUGGAUGGGAUGGAGCAUGUACCUUGGGUUUGACCGAGAUAUGGGCCUGAGCCUAUGGAAUAUCGGCUUCAAGGGAGAGAGGAUCAUCUAUCAGCUUGCACCUCAAGAAGCGAUUGCCCAAUACGAUAUGCUUCCCGGAUAUGACUGUCCCCACGAGGCUGUAUACCUUCCAAUGACAACCUACGCCAGCACGGGUAGUGUUACACGGCUAGACCCAUCACUCGUCCACGCCGGGUACAUGCAAGGCGAAUUCGGCGCUGUUAAAGGGUAUAUACUUACUGUACGGAGUAUCAGCACGUUUGAUUAUAUGUUCCAAUUGGAUGGAACCAUCGAGGUGCGCGUGUCCGCCUCGGGAUAUCUUCAAGGUGGGUAUUGGGAUCCCAAACAAGAUGGAUACGGAGGAAGAAUUCGCGAGACAACGAUGGGGAAUCUCCACGACCAUGUUAUCAAUUUCAAGGUCGAUUUCGACAUAGGUGGCAUCGAGAACUCGCUUUUGGAAACGACAACGAACCAAGAGGUCAUUACUCAACCUUGGUUCGACGAUGACUGGGGACAGGAGGUUAUUCAGCAGAAAAUCACGAAGAAAAUCAUCGAGAACGAGAAUGAUGCUCUGCUCAAAUAUCCUCAGAAUUUCCAAGGCGGCUAUUCCAUUAUCAAUCAAGAUAACAAAAACGCCUGGGGUCUUCCUCGCGGAUAUGCCAUACAUCCGGGAUAUUCUCCCAUUCAUAACACGGUCGUGGGCUCGAAGCGGCUUCUCAACAAUGCUAAUUGGGCUAGAUAUAACCUGGCAGUGUCCCAUCGUAAAGAGACUGAGCCUUCUUCGAGCGCUAUCUGGAACAUGAACCUUCCAGGAAAGCCUGUCGUAGAUUUCCAUAACUUCUUCGACGGAGAAAACAUCACGCAGACGGAUCUGGUUGCUUGGGUAAACGUUGGUAUGCAUCAUCUUCCGGUUAGCGAAGAUUCGCCCAACACCAAGACCAACGUCGCGGCAUCCAGCUUCAUCUUGACGCCAUGGAAUUAUUUCGACUCGGACCCUUCCAUGGAGUCGAGCAAUGCUAUUUUACUGAAAAUUCCCGAAAAGUCGGGAGAGUCUUUCGGAUAUGACGAUUAUGGCGUUAAGCAGGAAUAUACCUGUAUCCCGCAAGUCCCGAGUCCUUUCGAAUAUUCGUUUGUAGACGUAUUUGAUGCCGACGGGAUGCUUCAAGCCCCUAGCCUUGAAGAGCUGAGGAAGAACGCGGAAUGGCACCAUCGCAUAAAGGUAGAGCUCUAG